Cajanus cajan (pigeon pea) is the source of this 1826-nucleotide messenger RNA. RefSeq names its product putative serine/threonine-protein kinase PBL23. Gene Ontology annotation, molecular function: protein kinase activity; ATP binding. The record is from RefSeq and is a predicted model, not a curated record. Gene Ontology annotation, biological process: protein phosphorylation. NCBI's taxonomy places the organism in Eukaryota, Viridiplantae, Streptophyta, Magnoliopsida, Fabales, Fabaceae.
AUAAAACAGAUCACAGAUCAAAAGAAAAAGAUAGAGAACAGUUUUUGCAGGGUUUCGACCCUGAAUAAACGUCCUACAGUUUCCCAGUUGCAAAAGAUAGAGAAUCAUCAUUCUGGUUUUCUCCAAUUCUUUGUGCAUGCGAGUUGUUAUGGUGAUUUGGUUAGGUAUUUGGCAAAUUUCAUAAGAAAUUUGUACAAAAGGGCCUAGCCAGACACCAAAAACGAUUUGAUAAAAAUGAGUUGCUUUCCAUGCUGCAAGACAAAUAAUAAAUCAACAACCUCUUUCAAAGGAUCCCCCAACAAAGCUUCCAAAGGAAGGAGAACAUUCAAAUCAUUAGCUGCAGCUAUGUCACUUAAAACAGGUAGCAGCAGGAACAGACAAAUAGAUGCGGAGAUAAGAAAAUAUGGAUCUGCAAAAAAUGAUAUCAAAGUAUUCACAUAUGAACAACUUGUUGAAGCCACAAACAACUUCAAUUCUGAUUGCCUGUUAGGCGAAGGUGGAUUUGGGAAUGUUUACAAAGGAUUCAUAAAAACUAUUGAUCAAACUGUAGCUGUGAAGGUACUGAACAGGGAUGGAGCCCAAGGAACACGUGAAUUUUUCGCAGAAAUACUGAUGUUAAGCAUGGUUCAACAUCCAAACCUUGUGAUGCUCAUUGGUUAUUGUGCAGAUGGUGCUCAUAGGAUUUUAGUUUAUGAAUUCAUGGCCAAUGGGUGUUUGGAAAGUCACCUUCUAGAAAUAGGUGAAGAUAAGGAGCCUUUGGAUUGGAAGACUAGAAUGAAAGUAGCCGAGGGAGCAGCUAGGGGACUUGAAUAUUUGCAUAAUGGAGCAAAUCCAGCAAUCAUAUACCGUGAUUUUAAGUCAUCUAAUAUAUUGUUAGAUGAAAAUUUCAAUCCAAAGCUCUCUGAUUUUGGUCUUGCUAAGAUUGGUCCUAUAGAAGGCCAGGAACAUGUGUCAACCAGGGUGAUGGGAACCUUUGGCUACUGUGCACCAGAAUAUGCUGCUACAGGUCAGCUAAGCGUGAAGUCAGAUAUUUAUAGUUUUGGGGUUGUGUUUUUGGAAAUAAUCUCGGGUAGGAGAGUAUUUGACACUAGAAGAGCUACAGAAGAGCAAAAUUUGAUCGACUGGGCACAACCUUUGUUUAACGAUAGAACCAAGUUCACUCUAAUGGCUGAUCCUUUGCUUAAAGGUAAGUUCCCUGUAAAGGGUCUCUUUAAAGCCCUUGCAGUGGCAGCAAUGUGUCUCCAAGAGGAAGCUGAGACACGACCUUACAUGGAUGAUGUUGUGACAGCUGUUACACACCUAGCAGUGCACACAAUUGAAGAAAAAGACAUAGCUGGUGAAUCUUUAAAAAGCGCCGGACAUGUUGAAUCUUUUAGAGUUGCAAGUUUAGCUGAAUCUGAAAGGACUUAGCUUCAUUGAUCAGACACAGACUAGGAUUACAGAAAAAAUUGGAAAGCGCCCAAUAAAUUGUUUCACAAAGAUGGAAUUGAUUAACCGGCCGACCCAAGGGUAAGGCUACUAAAGCUUUAAGUUUUAGGCCUUUUAACAAAAAUAUAUUUGUUAUUAGUUUUUAUAAUGUAAAAAGGUCUUAUAUAUUAAAAAAAAAAAAAAAAAGGCCUCAUAUGUUAGAGAGAAAAAAAUCUAACAUAUGCCUUUUUCAUUUUAAAAAAUAAAUUAUCUCUCAUUAUUUGCUUUAGACGCCACGUAUCAUUGGGUUGGCCUCUGAGUGUAAUUCACUAAUUCUGUUUGUAAUUUAUUCAUCCUAAAGUUAAAUUUUAGGAUGCAAUUUUUUCCCUGUGGGACUGAAAUGAAAUCUCUUUAAUUCA